Rotaria sp. Silwood2 is the source of this 1419-nucleotide messenger RNA. The record is from the annotation of a GenBank genome assembly. NCBI's taxonomy places the organism in Eukaryota, Metazoa, Rotifera, Eurotatoria, Philodinida, Philodinidae.
AUGUCAGUAUCUGUAUCUGUAUUAACAUUAAUGGCUAUUUCAAUUGAACGUUAUCAAGCUAUUGUUCAUCCAUUAAAAUUUAGUGGAACAAAACAACGUGCAAGAAUUUUAAUUCUUUCUGUUUGGAUACUUUCAUUAUUACUUGUUCUUCCAGAUGUUUUUAUGAUGACAGUUAGUCGACAAUUUGGAGAUCGAUCACCAACAAACUAUUUAACAUAUUGUCAAUGGGAUGCACAUCCAUUAUUUGAUCUUCUCUAUCAAUUACAUAUAUCACUUUGUUUAUUUGUCAUCCCACUUUGUUUAAUGGUAUAUGCAUAUACUGGUAUUGCACGUGUUUUGUGGGGUUCAUUACCAAGUGAAAGAAUAUUUCAUGAUGAUAAACAAAGAAUGAAUUCAAGUCAUUUAAUACUUUCAGAUGAAUGCCAUAAUAAUAGUUUAAGAAAUUCAACAAAAUCAGCUAAUUUAAUUGUUCAAGAAAAUCGUCAAAAAGCAGCUAAAAUGCUUAUAUCUGUUGUAAUUAUUUUUACUAUUUGUUAUAUUCCAGUACAUGUUUUUAACUUAUUCAGAUAUAUUUAUGUCUAUUUUGAAUAUAUUAAACAAAAUCCAUCAAAUGUUAAAUUAAAUGAAAAUGUUGGAUGUUUUAAACCAAAAAUAGUUCAUCUUGAACGUACGGGUACGAUAAAAAUUGUUACAAUUAGUGCAUUAAUAUCUCAUUUUCUUCCUUAUUUCAAUUCAUCAAUCAAUCCAAUUAUAUAUAAUAUUAUGAGUGAUAAGUUUCGUCUCAAAUUUCGUGAACUAUUUUCAUCAUGUUGUUGUCGUUAUUGUUGCUGUUGUAAACCAAUUCCAAGAAUGAAAUCAACAUCUUCAGCAAUUAUACAAUUUAGAUCAUCGGGACUAGUACAACAUUCAGUAAUGUCAACAAAUCUUAAUCAAUCUUCAACGAAGAAUAAAUAUAGCCAAAAUUCAACUAAUACAUUAAAUAUUAGCGGCAGAGGUGGUCCGAUCAAGACUAAUGCUAAUAAUAAUAAUAAUAAUCGUAAUCAUCAUCAUCACAGGAUUUGUACAAAAAUUCACAGUCAACCGGUGAAUUUUGAUUUUGAUCAUAAACGGGAAACAGGUUAUCAUCCAUUUCCUGAAAUGAGUCGAUUUCUUAAUUCACAUUCACGUAUUCAUCGACAAUCUUCUCGACCAUCCUUCUCAUUUCUUGGAUAUAUUUGUAGUAUGGCUAAUGAUGAAAAAAAACUUGAAGAAAUGUUAGAUACAUUCGGUAGAAAAUAUGCAUCAUUAAUAAUGACUAUAAUUGAACAAGAUUGUCCAAAACCUAAUCAACGCAAUAAAAGAACAAUAAAUAAUAUCAAUCAAAAAGACUUCUCAUACAUAUUUUUACUUUAUAUCACCGAUUAUUAUCAUAAACUAUAA